AUGUCGAAUGUAACUUAUUACGAGCAAUGGCUAAAAAUUAAAGAACAAAUGCAAAUUGCUAUACUAGAAGAUGAACGCUUACAAGAAUUAGCUUCAGCCUUUGUGGGAAUCAAGCCUCAAGGAACCGCAGUAGAGAUCGUUGCUCGAGUGUAUUGUAAGUUUUGUGAUUUAUACAACAAGUUGUGUGAGUGUUAUGAUCAAAUGGAACAAGUUCAAAGACGACCAUUUAUAAAAAAAAUAAUUGAUGCACUAACUUGUCGUAUCCUUGAACUGAAAACAACUCUAGAGGAAGUAGAGCUUUUCGAGUUUACAUAUCCUGAUAAUGCACUGCAACAAUUACUCAUGGUGCCACAAGAUAUUCGAAUACUUUGUCCAUUUCAUUAUCCAUACGAAAUCAGACAAAAAGAAAUGCAAUAUAUUAUUGAUCAAAUUUUUGCUGGUAACCGAAUAGGCGAUCCGACCCCAACAGCUUCUGAAAUUGAACGUCGAGAACAAGAAAGGUUAGAAGAAGAAGAAAGAAUACGCCUAGAAAAAGAAGCUGAGAUGAAAAGAAAAUUGGCUAUGGGAGAAGAAAUUGUAUUAUCCGAUUCCGAGUCUUUACAUUUAUCCCCAGAAGAAUUAGAGGAAUUAAAACUUCAACAAGAAUAUAAUGAACAUAUUUUAAAUAUUCAGCGGAUGGAACGGUCGAAAUAUACUAUACGGGAAAGGACUCAUACUUUUAAUAAGGAUAGAGACUUAUAUCUUGAACUUGCUGGUUUAAAAGCACCACAGGCUAGCGAAGAAUUAAGAACGAGGGCAGCCUCUUUUAUCCAAAAAAUAUACAGGCGAUUUAUGGAACUUAAGCGAGAACAUGUAACUAUGAAUAUGCAAAAAGAAAAGCUUGAUAUGAUAAUCCCAUCUUGGGUACCACCCUCAGCAAAGGAGAAAUUAAAAAAAGUUAAAGAAACUCGACGUGAAUUUAGAAAUAAAUAUUAUGAAAAUUGGCUUGCAGAAAAUCUUAAAGAAAAUAGUCGUGUAGUUAGACUGAGAGAAGGAGACGUGAUGGAAGAUAUAUCAGCCGAAAUCAGGCAAUGGUUUCGUGAAUGGUACGAUGAAGUAAGACUAUUUGAUGAGUUUCCUUUUCCCGAAGAAGGGGGCUCUAUACUGAUUGUUACAGGGGAAACAUUCACUAUAGAAGAGUAUAUUGAGUGGCGAACAGAAGAAGAGAAACGACUAAAAUCAGAAGGUGCACAAAAAAGUAAAGAACAGAUUAAAGCGGAAAAAUUAGCAGCUCGCGAGGAAGAAAAAAGAUUAAAAUUAGAAGCUAAGUUAAAAGAAGAAAAAAGAUUACUUGAUUAUAAAAAGGCACGACUUAAUCCUGAUAAUGAUCCAGGUAUUUAUAUUACCAUUGGUACAAAUAUCAGCCAGGUACAUGAAGCUUGGGACAAAUAUCAAAAUCAAUGGAAAGACACAGAUACAAGAGAUCCUCCUUUAGAUGUCAUACGUGGUUAUAUAUCAAAACUGAUUACAGAAAAUGCUUAUCAAGACUUGCAGUUAAAAUUACGUCCAGUUGUCGAUGAACUAAUGAGAUUAGAACUAAAUAUGCUUAAAAACUCUCUGAAAUUGGACUAUCAGGCAGCUGGUAUUGCGAAACCUCCACAGAGUAAAAAAAGGAAUAAACCAAAAAAAAUUAAAGUGUCAAAGCCAGACAAGGUUCCACCAGCGGCUAUGUUCCAAGCUUUGGUCGAUGAAGGUAUUAUAAGAAAAUAUGAACACAUUACAUUAGAUGAUUAUUGGGGAGAUACAAAUUAUGCUGCUGCUGAUACACGUGCAGUACUUUGGACACCAAGUUUUCCACCAGCGUGCUUAGGCGAUGUUAAAGAACAAGUCAGAUUACGAUGUUUACUAACACUUGGAUCAUCGUGUCCAAAUGCAGUUCGCUCUCAAUUACUUGUCGGACCUAAAGGUUCUGGUAAAAAGACAUUGAUAUAUGCAAUCGCUACGGAAACUAAUUCUAUACUUAUAGAUUUAUCGCCGAUGAAUGUGUACGAUAAAUUUCCAGGACCGAAAAAUUUGAAAACGAUGUUUGCGUACGUUAACAGAAUAAGUAGAUUAAUGCAACCCACUAUUAUUUUUGUCGAUAACGCUGAUAAAAUUUUCUGUAAAAAAGUACCAAAAGAAGAAAAAAUGUUUGACCCUAAGCGUCUUCAGAGAGAUUUUUUUAAAGAGAUAAUUAAGCCGCUCAUUCCCAGUGAAGAUAAAAUUUUAAUAUUAGGCACUGCAACAGAACCCUGGUUGGCAAAAAAUGGACAGAUGUACAAAGUUUUUCCUUCAUUAAUUCUUUUGCCGAGAACGGAUUACGGAAGUAUUUCAUAUAUCCUAACUAAAAUACUAAUGAAAUAUCACGGAAUGAAUCGUGAGUUUAAUGUUCACUGUGUCGCACAGGUUUUACGAGGAUAUGAUAUAAAUUCUAUAAGAAAAGCUAUCGAUAAAUUGAUGAAUGGCAAGCGUGUUGCAGAACUAUACUACAAGCCUUUAAAGCCUGAAGAAAUCAUCAAUGCCGUUUUAGAUUUUGAGGAUGUUGUUUACACGGGCGAGGCAGACUAUGAUAUGUAUAAAGAAUGGUACGAGUCGUACUCCCCGUGGGGUAAAAAGUAUCUUGACUACAUGCAGAUGCUAGAGUCUCAGCUGGCUUAUAAAUUAAAAGCAGAUAAAAAGAAAAAGUAA
Molecule: messenger RNA, 2706 nt
Organism: Vanessa tameamea
Lineage: Eukaryota; Metazoa; Arthropoda; Insecta; Lepidoptera; Nymphalidae
Product: dynein regulatory complex protein 11-like
Exons: 1
Coding region: 1-2706 (901 amino acids)
Molecular function (GO): ATP hydrolysis activity; ATP binding
Source: RefSeq, a predicted model, not a curated record